AUGGCGUCCUCUACUGCUGUGCCUGUAGGAUUUCACUAUGAAACAAAAUACGUAGUUCUCAGCUACCUGGGACUUCUGUCACAAGAGAAGCCACAGGAGCAUCCUCCUCCUUCAACUCAAGGGACUCAACAACAGGUUAUGGCACAACAUGCUUUGGAGAAAGAGGCUUUGGAGAAGAUUAAAAUAGAAAUUGAGGAGGAGCUAAAACAUCUUGAUGAAGAAAUCUUGGAAGCAUUUACCACUACAGGAUUUGACUGCCACACUUCCCCAGUGUUCAGUCCUGCCAAUCCAGAGAGCUCAAUAGAAGACUGCCUGGCUCAUUUGGGGGAGAAAGUGUCCCAGGAGUUGAAAGAACAUCUGCAUAAAGCACUGCAGAGCUUGCUUAGCAAGCCAGUGACAUAUCAAGAAUAUCGGGAGCGCACACAAGAGAUAGCUGCUCAUGCCAGUGGAUGGAACAAGGUCUUGGUACCCCUGGUUCUGCUACAACAAUUCCUGAUAGAGUUAACGAGACGGGGCCAGGAACCGCUGAGCGCACUUGUGAACUUUGGGGUGACGUAUCUAGAAGACUAUUCUGCAGACUAUAUCAUUCAACAAGGAGGAUGGGGGACAGUCUUUACUUUGGAAUCUGAAGAGGAAGAGUACCCCGGGCUCAUCGCCGAGGACAGUAACGACAUCUACAUCCUGACCAGUGACAACUCGGGACAGGUGAGCCCCCCGGAGUCCCCCACAGUGACCACGUCCUGGCAGUCGGAGAGCCUGCCCGUCUCCCUGUCAGCGAGUCAGAGCUGGCACACAGAGAGCCUGCCAGUCUCCCUGGGACCCGAGUCCUGGCAGCAAGUGGCCAUGGAUCCUGAAGAAGUCAAAAGCCUGGACAGCAACGGAGGGGGUGAAGAGCGGAGUGAGAACAACUCUUCCAACUCAGAUAUUGUUCACGUGGAGAAGGAAGAGAUACCGGAGGGAAUUGAGGAAGCAGUGGUGUCAGCUGUCGCUGCAGAGACCAUGCAGGCAGCGUUUCCAGAAACCCCUGCUUCCUUACAGGAAGAAAAACCUCAAGCUGAAGUUGCUGCUGUUGAAAAAGCACAUCCCUCUGUGCUUCUGCGUACAAAACAGGAGGAAAAGGGAAAAAUGGCUGAAGAGCUUGUUGAACCUGAAAUCCCCGUAUUGAGUAAACCUGUCCCAAAGUUAGCCCCAUCAGAAGAAAAGGCUGUACCAGAACCUGAGAAAAUACUGCUUCUGGGGGAAAAAAAAGUGGGGAAAGAGGGCCGUUUGGAAGAAAUGGAAGAGAAAUCUUCCACUGCAGAGGAGAAGCCUAUCUUAUUGCCGGAAGGGAAAUCUAUAUUGCUGUACGGUGGGGCUGCUGCGGUAGCUAUAUUAGCUGUAGCAGUCGGAGUAGCACUGGUGCUUAGAAAAAAGUAACGGAGCUCUCUGGAGGAGGAGGAGGGGGGAGAGAGAAGAGAGCACGAUCCAGUUUUUGUAGUUGUGUUACCUAAAGGUUGAGCUGCCUGCUGUUUAAUUGGACAUUUGAGUAACUUAAUGGUGAUGGGGUGAGGUCGUUCAAUAAGCCUCCAGCUAUGGACAAUCACGUUUUUAGUAGAAUUGGGGCGGGGACUGGUUUUUCGUGAUUAAAGUACAGGGGUAUUUUUUAAAAAAAAAAAUAAAUCUGCAAAUUUAAGAACUUAAGU
Messenger RNA from Cariama cristata (Red-legged seriema), 1682 nucleotides. RefSeq names its product BCL2-like 13 (apoptosis facilitator) (gene BCL2L13). The transcript is spliced from 6 exons. Gene Ontology annotation, cellular component: mitochondrion. The coding region runs from base 1 to 1416 and encodes 471 amino acids. Gene Ontology annotation, biological process: regulation of apoptotic process; apoptotic process. The record is from RefSeq and is a predicted model, not a curated record. Lineage: Eukaryota; Metazoa; Chordata; Aves; Cariamiformes; Cariamidae.